This is a messenger RNA of Saimiri boliviensis boliviensis (Bolivian squirrel monkey), 1087 nucleotides long. It is a transcript of the gene SPACA1, whose product is annotated as sperm acrosome associated 1. Lineage: Eukaryota; Metazoa; Chordata; Mammalia; Primates; Cebidae. Gene Ontology annotation, biological process: acrosome assembly. The record is from RefSeq and is a predicted model, not a curated record. Gene Ontology annotation, cellular component: acrosomal membrane.
CGGAGCCAGGUGGCUGCGGGCGGGGCGUCGCACCUCUCUUGGACGCACCUGCUCUCAGGAGACGCGGCUGAACUGCGCCUCGGACGGCCUUCGGGGCCGAGAACCAUGAGCCCCGGGGGCACGGGCUGCUCCGUCGGGCUGCUGCUGACAGUCGGCUGGCUGCUCCUGGCGGGCCUCCCGUCCGCGAGAGGGACCAACGUCACCGCCGCCGUCCCGGAUGCCGGCCUAGCUCACGAAGGCCCGGGCGAGGGCGAGGAGGAGAUGGAGAACAACGACAGCGAGACCGCGGAGAACGACGCCGCACCUGAAACCGAGGAGGAUGUUUCAAAUAGGAACGUAGUCAAAGAAGUAGAAUUUGGAAUGUGCACCGUUACGUGUGGUAUUGGCAUUAGAGAAGUUUUAUUAACAAAUGGAUGCCCUGGUGGUGAAUCCAAGUGUAUUGUACGGGUAGAAGAAUGCCGUGGACCAAUAGAUUGUGGCUGGGGUAAGCCAAUUUCAGAAAGUCUUGGAAGUGUUAAACUGGCAUGUAUACACACAUCUCCUGUAAAUCGUUUCAGAUAUAUGUGGAAACUUCUAAGGCCAGACCAACAAUCUAUUGUACUUGAAAAUGAUUCAGCAAUCCUAGAAGUACGCAGGGAAAAUCACCCCUUGGCUUUUGAGUGUGACACCCUGGAUAAUAAUGAAAUAGUAGCAACUAUUAAAUUCACAGUCUAUACAAGUAAUGAAUUGCAGAUGAGAAGAUCAAGCCGACCAGACACUGACGCAAUCUUAGUUUUCGUAUUGACCAUAGGAGUCGUUAUCUGUGUAUUUGUAAUCUUUAUAUUGAUCUUCAUAAUUGUAAAUUGGGAAGCAGUCAAGUCUUUCUGGGGGGCAAAAAUCUUAACGCCUGAGGUACAAUCCGAGCAGAGUUCUGUGAGAUACAAAGAUUCAACUUCUCUUGACCAAUCACCAACAGAAAUGCCUGGUGAAGAUGAUGCUUUAAGUGAAUGGAAUGAGUGAUGUAUGAAUGAUAUAUAACAAACCAAAAGAUAUUACAGAAUAUUAGAUUCGUUAUUCUAAAAAUAAAAUAUAUAUUGAAAUACUUUAA